GCCGCCCGCCGUGACAUCGAGACCCGAAAAGUCCCAGGUGCCGGAGCAGGCGCCGCAAUCGACGACGACGGACAUCGCGCUGCUGUCGACCGCGACGGUCGUCGUUCCGCCGUUGAAAGCGACGCCCGAGAUGGGUCCGCCUGUUCCGGGAGUGCCGUCGUUUGCGGGGUAGCUCUGAGUGAUCAGGACACCGUAGUCGGUGAUGCCCGAGAUCUUGUUUCUGCGGGCACGACAACACCGGAAACUUUGGCACCGGUGGCGCUGGCGUCGACCUUAAUGCGGAGACCAUACAAGCCCCCGGUGAUCGUGUUUCGGGCAGCUUUGAAGUUGGUGACAGAUUUUCCGGAAGCGAUGGAGCCAAUUGAGAUGCCGUGACUGCCGGUGCAGGUCGUGUCUUCGACGAUGAUGCUGUCUCCAGAGUUGACAGCGACACAGUCGUCCUGGUUGAUGACAGUGCACUGGGAAAUCGUCACGCCUGAUGCGCUAACGUCAAACCCGUCGGUAUUGUGGCCAAGAGCGGCACCGGCGGCUGCCUCGAUUGACGUGUUGGAUGACGCUUGCAGCGGUGGUUCCCACGGAGAUGGCCUGGGCGGGAGAGUUGAGGACGGUCACGGAGGAGAAAGUCCCUGAGCCCUUGAAUCUGAACACGCAGAAUUAGCACUGGAGAGGAUGAUAAAAUGGGCGGUUUUCUCGUACUUGACAAAGGGAUGGGGUUUGGUCACGCCCCCGUUGGUCCCCUGGCCGUCCCAGUACGCAGCACCAUUUCCCUGCAUAGGUUGAGAAUCAAUUAUUCC
Mycena citricolor is the source of this 794-nucleotide messenger RNA. The record is from the annotation of a GenBank genome assembly. NCBI's taxonomy places the organism in Eukaryota, Fungi, Basidiomycota, Agaricomycetes, Agaricales, Mycenaceae.